AUGGCGGCGGCUACGUGUGAAUUAAAAUGGUUGAAAAAAUUACUAGGUGAUUUGGGAGUUCAUCAUCCACAUGGUAUGCGUCUUCUAUGUGAUAAUCAAUCGGCUUUGUAUAUUGCUCAGAAUACAGUUUUUCAUGAACGAACAAAGCAUAUUGAAGUUGAUUGUCAUCUGGUUAGAGAUGCUAUCAUGCAGCAGCUUAUUACGCCUUCUUACACUCCUACAACAGUGCAAUUGGCGGAUAUUUUUACUAAAUCUUUAGGGAAAGCUCAGUUUCAAAAUCCAUUUUCAGUUUGGAAUUACGAAGGCAAAAUAGUGUACGAAGACAUAAUUGAAGCAACCGAGGAUUUCGAUACUACAUAUUGCAUUGGAACGGGAGGGUAUGGGAGUGUUUACAAAGCAGAGUUAUCAACAGGUCAGGUCGUUGCUGUGAAGAAACUUCACUCGUCAGAUGAAGAUUCCGAGAUAUUGGAUCUCAAGUCAUUUGAAAGUGAAGUUCAUGCACUGACAGAAAUCCGACACCGGAACAUUGUGAAACUUUUCGGGUUUUGUUCUAAUCUUGAAAUGCGAAUCUCAUUUUUGGUUUAUGAGUUCGUGGAAAGGGGAAGUUUGAAAAAUGUUUUAAGCGAUGGGGUACUAGCAGUGGAGUUCGAUUGGAUUAAGAGGGAACCUACGGAUAUGUUGCUCCAGUUAGCAAUUCACAUCCAUUUAUUUGUUAAUAUUAAUGAUGUUGCAGAGCUUGCCUAUACAAUGAAGGUGACAGAGAAAUGUGAUGUUUACAGUUUUGGGGUAAUUAUAUUAGAAGUACUCAUGGGAAGGCAUCCAUCUGAAAUCAUCACAUUACUCUCGCAAGUUCGUCAUUCAUCUUCGUUUUUAGAUGAUAUAGGGAAAAACAUAAGGUUGAGAGACAUCUUAGACCAGAGUAUUGCAGCACCACCAAAUGUCGUUCAAAAUGACAUAAUGUGUACUGUGAAAGUUGGAUUUUCGUGUUUACGUGGUGAUCCACUUACUCGUCCAACUAUGGAAGAAGUAUCCGCUAUGCUCAACAGCUCAGAGCAACGCAUCUGUGCCGAAGUCCUUUGA
Molecule: messenger RNA, 1080 nt
Organism: Papaver somniferum (opium poppy)
Lineage: Eukaryota; Viridiplantae; Streptophyta; Magnoliopsida; Ranunculales; Papaveraceae
Product: probable leucine-rich repeat receptor-like protein kinase At1g35710
Exons: 4
Coding region: 1-1080 (359 amino acids)
Biological process (GO): protein phosphorylation
Molecular function (GO): ATP binding; protein kinase activity
Source: RefSeq, a predicted model, not a curated record